GUCGAGUUGAAGCCUUACAACCAUCAAGUGGGAGGCCACAGCACUGUUUACAGUUUCUCUCGUCAGGCUGUGUGCAAGCAGCUGAACAGUAAAGAGAAUGAAUUCUACGAAACUGUUGAACAGUACCAUCCAGAUUUACUUGAGUUUCUCCCGAGGUAUAUUGGCGUCCUCAAUGUCAACCCUGGACGCAUUGCACAUUUUAUCCUGUUGGAAGAUCUCACAGCUGGCAUGGUACACCCGUGCGUACUUGAUCUCAAGAUGGGUACUCGUCAGUACGGUAUUUUUGCCAACGAGAAAAAGCAAAAGUCUCAGGGACGCAAGUGCAAAAUGACUACUUCUCGCGAGCUUGGCGUUCGCGUGUGUGGUAUGCAAGUCUGGAACAUCAAGACUCAAUCCAACAUCUUCGAGGACAAAUACUUUGGUCGUGAUCUCAAAGCAGGCAGUGAGUUCCAGGCCGCGUUGACACGCUUCUUCUUUGAUGGAGUAAGCCAUGGCAGAGCACUCAAGCACAUUCCUCUUGUUCUGGAGAAGAUCACUCAGCUCGAGCGCAUCGUCCGGAAACUACCUGGAUACCGUUUGUAUGCAAGCUCGCUCUUGAUGAUCUAUGAC
This is a messenger RNA of Aureobasidium melanogenum CBS 110374, 609 nucleotides long. RefSeq names its product SAICAR synthase-like protein. Gene Ontology annotation, cellular component: nucleus; cytoplasm. The record is from RefSeq and is a predicted model, not a curated record. The annotation marks the transcript as partial. Gene Ontology annotation, molecular function: inositol hexakisphosphate kinase activity. Gene Ontology annotation, biological process: inositol phosphate biosynthetic process; phosphatidylinositol phosphate biosynthetic process. Lineage: Eukaryota; Fungi; Ascomycota; Dothideomycetes; Dothideales; Saccotheciaceae. The transcript is spliced from 3 exons.